UCCUUGUUUUUAGCUCGCCCAACAUGCUGCAGCUUACCACACGGAGCAUCCACACGGAUGCUAAGCUUCUAAAGCAGCGCUGCUCCAAACUGGUGGACAGGAUUAUCAGAGUGGAUCAGGCCGGCGAGCUGGGAGCGAACCAAAUCUAUCGCGGUCAGCUGGUAAUUCUCGGUCACACCAAGGCGGGUAAAACGAUCCGGCACAUGUGGGAACAGGAGCGGGCGCACAAGGCCGCCUUCGAUCGGCUCGUCAACGAGUAUCGCGUCCGACCGUCGGCCCUGCAGCCGGUCUGGCGGGUGGCUGGCUUUGCCCUCGGUCUCGGUACCGCACUGCUGGGCGAAAGGGCGGCAAUGGCGUGCACGGUAGCGGUCGAGUCGGUAAUUGUCGAGCACUACAACGAUCAGCUGCGCACGCUGAUGUGCGAUGAGCCGCCCCGCUGCACCGAUAAGGUGCUGCUGGAAACGAUCCGGCGCAUACGGGACGAGGAGCAGGAGCAUCACGAUACCGGGCUGGAGCACGGUGCAGAGCAGGCCCCAUUUUACCGUGCCCUCACGAGCCUCAUCAAAUCGGGAUGCCGCAUGGCGAUCAAGAUUGCGGAGAAGGUGUAAACGCGCGCGCGCCGUGCAAGCUCAAUGGAGGCUCAUAAAGUGUACGUGAUAAUGUAAAACUUCAUUGAUUUGGUUUUAUAGUACUGGAUUAUAGUACAUUCCCUAAGAGUAGUAAAUUUACAGCAACCAACAUGGAAAAAGUUCAAUUAGUUUCUAGCUGAACGAUUAGUUCCAAAGCAUUGCAGUACGAUUUAGCUGCAUCAGUGUGACGAAUGUCGCCGUUUGUUGUGGUCUUCAUCCAACUCCAAUAGAAUCGAAUUUUUCCUUUCCAAAAAUGGAAAGCUUAGCGUAUGGACCUAGUACCAAGCGCUACACGGCGAAUUCCCUCCGUACCUCCCAGGAUGAUCGUAAAAGUGAUAAAUAUAAAACGCGUUCCAGGGUUUGAUGCUCCCAUAAAAGUAAGCCAAUCUACAAACAGCAAGAGAAGGUACGAAAAGUACGCCUAUCAGGCAGCAGCAUCACCAUCAUCAUCCUCGCAUCAUCAUUUUAUUGCACAAGAUUAUCCGAGCACUGGUCCGAUCUUCUCCCUGAAAGCUUUUUGCGGACAAUCGUUCUGGCAAGAUCUACCCGGGCACCAAUGUACAUACAGGCACAGCAACGUGUCAUCUACUCCUUCGUUUUGCAUAUCACCUUCAAUCGCCCAUCGGACGGGCGAUGCUGUAGGCUCCUGACCGAAAAGACGUCAUAAUCUAUUCGGACUAGAACCAAACAGAGAAGAGAGAUGUGGAAAAAACCGACCAAAGAAACAGUUUCGGCUUGUCAUCCUCAUUCUAGCGGGUCGUCUGAGAUGUAUUAGAGUUUAGACAAAAACGGACUAUCUCCAUACAUCAUAGAAGAUCAGGCUCAAACAUCAGGCUCUGGUUGACCACUUGGAUGUCUUGGGCUCUCCAAAAACAUUGAACGCCAUGUAAUCCAUUUCAUACGCUCUUUAACCUCCUUUCUGUUCUUCUGGAUCCAUUCCACCUCGAGAUGGUGUACCUAAAACGAUCCCAUUAAGUCGAGACAGACUUCAAAGAGUUGUUUGAUGGAUUCUUCGUGUUGCUCCAAAGCGAUGUGUUGCUUAGACAGACUAAUAAAUCACAAAACUACUCAAGCUAAUGCUGCACCCAUCCAGUGUGAGGUGAGAUGAUAAGAAUGCGCAUAUCAAAUUCGUGCAAAACUCGUGGGAAAAUCGACCGUCGGCCAUUGAACCCGUUGGCCAGAACCGGGCCGUCCGCCAGCCAGAAUGCGCACUGGGUUCAUGCGUAAGUACAUGCGAACGCGCGUCUCUGGUUAACAGCUUUGGAAAAGGGUUUGCGUGCAUGGGGGUGGUAAGGGGUCAGAAUCGAUUGGAGUGGACGGUACGGCCACGCAU
Molecule: messenger RNA, 1962 nt
Organism: Anopheles gambiae (African malaria mosquito)
Lineage: Eukaryota; Metazoa; Arthropoda; Insecta; Diptera; Culicidae
Product: 5-demethoxyubiquinone hydroxylase, mitochondrial
Exons: 2
Coding region: 24-608 (194 amino acids)
Biological process (GO): regulation of reactive oxygen species metabolic process; regulation of gene expression; determination of adult lifespan
Cellular component (GO): mitochondrial inner membrane; nucleus
Molecular function (GO): 3-demethoxyubiquinol 3-hydroxylase activity
Source: RefSeq, a predicted model, not a curated record